Messenger RNA from Saxophila tyrrhenica, 729 nucleotides. RefSeq lists its product as uncharacterized. The record is from RefSeq and is a predicted model, not a curated record. The coding region runs from base 1 to 729 and encodes 242 amino acids. Lineage: Eukaryota; Fungi; Ascomycota; Dothideomycetes; Mycosphaerellales; Extremaceae. Gene Ontology annotation, molecular function: small ribosomal subunit rRNA binding; structural constituent of ribosome. The transcript is spliced from 3 exons. Gene Ontology annotation, cellular component: mitochondrial small ribosomal subunit; ribosome. Gene Ontology annotation, biological process: mitochondrial translation.
AUGUCUCUCGAAACGGCAUUCAGAAGGCUCACGGUCCGUCCAACAUCCAUAUGCCACCAAUGUCGAAGAACAUUCGCCUCUGUCCCAUCGAGACCCUUGCCUCAGCAAUCAGCAACAGGAGGCUUGGCUGACUCCCUGGUAAACUCGCGUCGCGAGUCUCAGGCGCAAGCGCAGGUCCCUCGCUCCUCCAUCGAUGCUACAACGAACAUCUCUCCCCCAUCCGCAACUGCUACGUCCUCGACAUCAGAACGUCCUCGAAACGCAUUUGACAUCGCAGAGGACAUGAUCACGGAGAGCGGUCGGUCAACACUCGAAAGGCAGGCUAGAGAACGGGUAGCUGCCCUUCAACGCGACUGGACUCGGCAGGAUCUUGAGAAACAGCAGCAGCGGAAGUGGAAGCCAGGAGAUGUGUAUGCGCCGCAUGAUCUUAGUGGAGCAGAAGCGGCAAAGUGGAAGAGGCUGCGACGGAAGGGAAGGAUGAUGUCGGAUGUCAUCGACCAGUUGGGGAUAAAUCCGAUCCACCACUACAAGAAUUUCAGCAUGAUGUCGGAGUACAUAACCGACAUGGGGAGGAUUAAGCACAGGAGGGAGACUUCCCUACGGCCAGUGAAUCAGCGGAGGAUGGCAAAGGCGAUACGGCGAGCUAUCGGUACGGGCAUGAUGCCGGGUGUGCAUCGCCAUCCUGAGAUCUUGCGGCUGGAGAGAAGGAAUGAGCAGACGUGGCGAUGA